Molecule: messenger RNA, 1231 nt
Organism: Pseudopipra pipra
Lineage: Eukaryota; Metazoa; Chordata; Aves; Passeriformes; Pipridae
Gene: PRPS2
Product: phosphoribosyl pyrophosphate synthetase 2
Exons: 8
Coding region: 70-1047 (325 amino acids)
Biological process (GO): purine nucleotide biosynthetic process; ribonucleoside monophosphate biosynthetic process; 5-phosphoribose 1-diphosphate biosynthetic process
Cellular component (GO): cytoplasm; ribose phosphate diphosphokinase complex
Molecular function (GO): ribose phosphate diphosphokinase activity; ATP binding; magnesium ion binding
Source: RefSeq, a predicted model, not a curated record
GUCCCCGCGCUCCUCUGUCCCUCUCGCCGCAGCCCGGACCUCGCCCGCCGGCCCGCGCUCGCCCCCGCCAUGCCGAACAUCGUGCUGUUCAGCGGCAGCUCCCACCACGACCUGUCCCAGCGGGUGGCCGACCGGCUCGGGCUGGAUCUGGGCAAGGUGGUCACCAAGAAAUUCAGCAACCAGGAAACCAGUGUAGAGAUUGGUGAAAGUGUGAGAGGGGAAGAUGUAUAUAUUAUCCAGAGUGGCUGUGGAGAAAUAAAUGACAACUUAAUGGAACUACUCAUCAUGAUCAAUGCUUGCAAGAUUGCAUCAUCCUCCAGAGUGACUGCUGUAAUUCCAUGUUUUCCAUAUGCCAGGCAAGAUAAGAAAGACAAGAAGGGGUCCGUGGAGCGUUGGAGUCGUGCACCAAUCUCUGCAAAACUUGUUGCCAACAUGUUGUCAGUUGCAGGGGCUGACCACAUCAUCACCAUGGACUUGCACGCUUCUCAGAUCCAGGGUUUCUUUGACAUUCCAGUAGAUAACCUGUAUGCAGAACCUGCAGUGCUGCAGUGGAUUAAAGAGAACAUUCCUGAGUGGAGAAAUUGUAUCAUAGUCUCACCUGAUGCAGGUGGUGCAAAAAGGGUUACUUCAAUUGCUGAUAGACUGAAUGUGGAAUUUGCUCUCAUUCAUAAGGAAAGAAAGAAGGCAAAUGAAGUGGACAGAAUGGUCUUGGUUGGUGACGUGAAAGAUAGAGUAGCAAUUCUUGUCGAUGAUAUGGCUGACACAUGUGGCACAAUAUGUCAUGCAGCAGAGAAGUUGGUGUCUGCUGGAGCUACUAAAGUUUAUGCCAUUCUCACUCAUGGCAUCUUUUCUGGUCCUGCCCUCUCUCGGAUUAAUAAUGCUUCGUUUGAGGCUGUUGUGGUAACCAAUACAAUCCCCCAAGAGGAGAAAAUGAAACACUGCCCAAAAAUACAGUUUAUUGACAUUUCCAUGAUCCUGGCAGAGGCAAUUCGAAGAACACACAAUGGUGAAUCUGUGUCCUACCUGUUCAGUCAUGUGCCCUUGUAACUGCAGGAGAUUACACUGCAAAGGUCCCUUAAGCUAGCACUGUUUUUAAUGAUGGACAUCAACCACAAGAAAUGAGUAUCUUUGUACAAUUCCAGAGCUUGUAUGUUUAAUUAUUAUAUUUGUCUUGAAAUCACCACUUGUUUGUUAUAAAUGGGCAAUAAAUCUCCAUCUUGAAGCAACCUUA